This is a messenger RNA of Synchiropus splendidus (mandarinfish), 2355 nucleotides long. Its product is annotated as B2 bradykinin receptor-like. The transcript is spliced from 2 exons. Bases 74 to 1123 code for a protein of 349 amino acids. The record is from RefSeq and is a predicted model, not a curated record. Lineage: Eukaryota; Metazoa; Chordata; Actinopteri; Syngnathiformes; Callionymidae. Gene Ontology annotation, cellular component: membrane. Gene Ontology annotation, biological process: vasoconstriction; immune response; neutrophil chemotaxis. Gene Ontology annotation, molecular function: bradykinin receptor activity.
UGUGGCUGGCUUUAAGAGAGCAGCUCAGUCAGAGUGAGUGCAGACGAGGCGGGAAGCAGGACCGGCCGGGAGCAUGGCUCUUCUGUCAACCAGAAUGCCUGACCUCACCACCACCGCGGAGUCACUCAACUCCACCAACAGCUCCGACUGUCCCGACUCUAACGCCUGGGACGCCUUAUACAGCAACGGGCCCUUCUACAUCCUCCUCAUCACCGUGCUGGGAAUCGUCUUCAACCUGUUCGUCCUGAUGGUUUUCUGCCUCCACAAGAAGGCGUGCACCGUGGCUGAGAUCUAUCUGAGCAACCUGGCGGCCGCUGACCUGCUCCUGGUCUCCUGCCUCCCCUUCUGGGCCGUCAACUUCCUCAACAAGUUCAACUGGCCCUUCGGUCUGUUCCUGUGUAAAGUGGUCAACAUGGGCAUCAAGAUGAAUGUCUACUGCAGCAUCUACUUUCUGGUUGUUGUUAGCAUCGACCGCUACGUGGCACUAGUGCACACCAUGUCACAUGGACGACUGCGAAGAACUAAGUAUGCCAAGUUGAGCGUUGUGCUGGUGUGGUGCUUCGGCUUCCUCCUGACGAUCCCAGGGCUGGUUUUCAGGUCGAUCGAUUAUUUCCCAGAGCAUGACGUCACCGCCUGCUUCCUGCGUUACCCCAGCCCCUCCGUGGGGCUCUUCCUCGACGGGCUGCUAGUGUUUUUAAGCUUCAUCAUACCGAUGAUCAUCAUAUCCUUCUGCACUUACAAGAUCAUCCAGGCCUUGAAGAACCAGCCGAUGGAGCGGUUCAACGCGGAGAAAACAGAGAACAAAGCCACAGUUCUGAUCCUGGUCGUCCUCUUGGCCUUCCUGAUCUGCUGGGUGCCUUUUCACCUCAUCACCACCGUGGAUGUUUUCCUGAGGGCUGCAGAGGUGCAUGGAUGCGACAUCACCACAGCGCUGGAUAUCUGCAACCAGAUCUUCACCUACCUGGGCUUCUUCAACAGCGUCCUCAACCCCAUCCUGUACGUCAUUGUAGGGAAAAACUUCCGGAAGAAAAUCCGGGAAGUUUUCAGGCAGUUUCGUCAGCGGAAGAAGGCAGCGGACUCCACGCGGUCACACCUUUCGUCCACGCAGAAGACUACCGUCUGAGGAGGCGGGAGCAAGACUUCAAAUCAAAAAGCACUCAGGGCGUAGACCAUCAGCAAGGACCUCGCACCUCAUUUUUGCCCACUUGGCCUCCUACAAGAUGGUUCGGAAGGCAGCUACAUUCCGGUGGUAUCCCGAGGUGCCUCGCCCCCAACUGGCUUCCUCCUCAUGAAUUACCAAUUGUUUUUAUGUGAGAAAUAGCUUCUUUUAAUUGGAAAAACUAUAAAAAAAAAUUUGAAAAGAAUAUUUAUGACUUUUUUGUGUAUAGACCAUGUACAGACCCAAUACUGGUGGGUGCAUGAUUUGUUUCUGCGAAUGUUAAAUUCCACACUGUGUGUCUCAGAAACGUAAAUAUGACAAGUGCAUUGGGGUCGAAACUCUUAUUGACUGCCAAGGUAAUUUGACCCCAUAGAUGUUACACACGUCCACACAUCCUCUCUCGUCUUCAUCCAUCGUUCUAACCUCAUCUUUUUCUUUUUACCUUAUUAUCUUUGUCUCUCUCUUCUGUCACAGCAACAUGUCCUCAAUCCUAAUGCAUGACAUACUGACUCACCUUCCACUGCAUUUCCUGGCUUUGGGUCAUCAUGGGGUGGCGUCGAUAUUCGCUUUCAUGCUACUUAGUUCACAUAGGAUCAUGGCGCUUUAUGGCGCCAACUCUAGGAGUGAAGCACAUGGCUAUAUAAGGUGCUAUAUUUACCAAGUAUCAGCGAACAUUUCAUUUGGUAGCGAUAAGGAUCCGUCAACAUGCAACAUGGAAGGCUGAUUUCUGUGUCAACAUUUGGAUCCUCAUAACAAAUCACUAUAUCAUCAGCAGACAUCAUCAUCAUCACCAUGUCCAACAGCGCCCCCUAACUGCAUGCUAAAAAUAUAAAGUCGUUGCAUUUGUUUAAGCGUCGCUAGCAUUAGCUAGCUGAUAAAGAUGGAACCACAAUCUCAGUGAUGUGUCAAAGAAAUGAGCAUCUCAACGUAAUUUAAGUUUUGUAUUGUCGUGUUUGUUAUUCUCCUGGAGAGAAGUAUUAGCAACAGCACUAUCUCACCAUUUUAAACGUGCAACUUGCCGUCAACUGUGCUCACAAUGUUGUAAUGUGUAACAUGCGUCAGUCUAUUAUUAAUGUCUGUAUGCUGGUGGUCAGAAAUCAUGUUUUUUAGUUCUCACACAUCUGAAAGAUUCUAAAUGUAAAUGUGAAACAACUUCUCCAAACUGCUUUGCUCAGUGUUUCCUGACUUAUUGUCUG